AGCUAGAGAGAUAAUGCCUUUAACUAGCUCGUGCCUAUAUAAUACAUAAAUCGUCUCUCCCAUUUUCACAAGCUCUGCCAUGAAAAUGGGGUUGAUCAUGAUCACCAAGUUUCUGCUAGCCCUAUGCUUCAUCGUUUUAACCCAAACCCAUGUAUCCCUAGCCGGCCGAAGCGACCGGCAAGACUUCCUCGACGGACACAAUAGAGCUCGUGCGGAGGUCGGCCAUGGCGUUGGUCCACUUAAAUGGAACUACACCCUUGCAGCCUAUGCUCAAGCUUAUGCUAACAAGAGGAUCCCAGACUGCAACUUGGAGCAUUCAAAUUAUCUGGCUGAAGAUUAUGGAGAAUGCAUUGCUGAAGGCUAUGAUCAGUUAAGCGCUCUAGAUGCAGUGAAGGCAUGGGUGAGUGAGAAGCCAUACUAUAAUUAUCAAUCCAACAAAUGCGUUCACAGUGAGUGCGGCCACUACACCCAAGUGAUUUGGCGUGACACAAAGUAUCUUGGGUGUGCCAGGGCCAAGUGCCACAAUGGCUGGAUGUUUGUCACUUGCAACUAUUUUCCUUCAGGAAAUUAUGAGGGCGAGCGACCAUACUAAAUGGUUGUACUUGUACUGAUUACUCACCUAUUGAGUAUGUUGACGCUCCUGUUUAUGUACUAUAUAUUACUAUUAAUAUUAAUGGAGAAGAUAUUAUAAGUU
Corylus avellana is the source of this 694-nucleotide messenger RNA. RefSeq names its product pathogenesis-related leaf protein 4-like. The record is from RefSeq and is a predicted model, not a curated record. NCBI's taxonomy places the organism in Eukaryota, Viridiplantae, Streptophyta, Magnoliopsida, Fagales, Betulaceae. Gene Ontology annotation, cellular component: extracellular region.